Lobosporangium transversale is the source of this 1595-nucleotide messenger RNA. RefSeq lists its product as hypothetical. Lineage: Eukaryota; Fungi; Mortierellomycota; Mortierellomycetes; Mortierellales; Mortierellaceae. The coding region runs from base 182 to 1309 and encodes 375 amino acids. Gene Ontology annotation, biological process: 3'-UTR-mediated mRNA stabilization. Gene Ontology annotation, cellular component: cytoplasm; nucleus. Gene Ontology annotation, molecular function: mRNA 3'-UTR AU-rich region binding. The record is from RefSeq and is a predicted model, not a curated record. The transcript is spliced from 3 exons.
CUUCUCUCCUUCAUUCUCUACAAAUUACUCUUUUUCUUCGCUCCUUUCCUCUCUCUUUCUCCCUCUCCCUCUUUCUCUUUCUCGCGCUCUUUCUUUUCUCUUUCCUCGCACAUCGAUCUACCCUCCUCCUCAUACACUGCUCAACUCAAAAGUCAAGUUUAAGACUUCAAGAAAAAAAAAAAUGGCUACUGCACCUUCCGCUAUCAAUAACAACAAUGUCAAUACCAGUAACAAUGACUAUGAUAUCCAUGACCAUGAUGAUCAGCAUCAUGGAGGCGAAGGCAACGGUGGUGAGGGAUUCGAUGCAGAGGCUCCUCUAACCUUGCGUGCCUUAGUCUCGACAAAGGAAGCUGGAGUCAUCAUUGGUAAAGGAGGAAAAAAUGUGGCUGAUCUUCGAGACCAAACUGGUGUCAAAGCUGGCGUCUCCAAGGUGGUUCAGGGUGUUCACGAUCGCGUCUUGACUGUUACUGGCACCAUUGAAGGUGUUGCCAAGGCCUUCUCGCUCAUCGCCCAGACGUUGCUUGAGAAUCCUAUCACCUCUUCACCUCCUACAACUCCAGUUAACCCUCUGCGACCUGUUGCUCAGACAUCAUCAAUUCGAUUGUUGAUCUCACACAACCUUAUGGGCACCAUUAUCGGCCGCCAGGGCCUCAAGAUUAAGCACAUCCAGGACACUUCCUCGGCUCGCAUGGUUGCUUCCAAAGAAAUGUUGCCUCAGUCCACAGAGCGUGUGGUUGAAGUUCAAGGAACGGUUGAUGCAAUCCGUAUCGCUAUCUAUGAAAUUGGCAAGUGUCUUGUAGACGAUUGGGAGCGUGGUCAGGGCACAGUGCUGUAUAACCCCUCGGCAACAACACGUGUAGGUGCCGGUGGACCUGGAAUGGGUGGCUAUGGAUCUAUGAAUUCUGCGGGUGGUGGUGGCGGCGGUGGAUCACGCUCUUCAAACUCCAAUUAUACAUCUCGUACCGGUAAUGGCUCGGAUUUCACUCGCAAUCGUCCCGAAGCCUUCGGAGGCGCACCUGCUAACAAUGCUAACCUUCGGACGCAGGAGAUUUCGAUCCCCGCAGACAUGGUGGGAUGCAUCAUUGGCAAAGGCGGAUCCAAGAUCUCGGAGAUCCGCCGUCUAUCUGGAUCGCGUAUUUCCAUUGCCAAGACGCCUCAUGACGAGUCCGGCGAGCGUAUGUUUACGAUUGUAGGCACUACUGAAUCAAAUGAGAAGGCGUUGUAUUUGUUAUAUGGACAACUCGAGGUGGAGAAAGACAAGCGACUGAACAUGGGCGGUGGCGAUCAUUUGGAGGAUGAUGAGGAGUGAUUGUGUACCGGCGAAAAAGAGAAACUACUAGCUCCAAUCGCCCUGCUGUUCAAUUGUUCAACUCCCUCGAAAUGAUUUUUUGUUUUGUCAUUCCGAUUUUUGUCAUUUUUUUUUAUUAUUAUUUUUUCUCAUGCACAAUGUCAUUUUUUUUUUCCUUUCAUACUUUCAAUUUUGUGUUCUGGCAAUGAUAACUGGAUUUUCUUUCCCUCCUGGUUCCUUUUCGUCAAUACUUCCGAUAUAGCAAUCCUUCUUACUCUACGACAUUCGACAAUUGUAGUCCAUAAAA